AUGCUGCUAUGUCUUAACUUCCUGUUUUUUUUAAAUUUGUUUACUCUUGUAAACACUCUCAAAUGUUCAACUAAAACUGAUAAGUAUCAAAGUUUCAUAUGUAUCCCACAAAGAUAUGAAGGGUUAACAAAAGCAAGGAACUUAUUUCGCCUGUAUCUGAACAAAACAUCAAAAAACAAAUUCGAAAUAAUAUGCAAAAAAUUAGAAGACAUAGAUAUAUUUCCCAAAGACAUUGAAGAAUCUUUCAUUAGAGGUACAGGCAAAGGUGGACAGAAAGUUAACAAAACGAAUAAUUGCGUAAUGAUAAAGUAUGACAACUCGGAUGGAGAAAAAAUAAUAAUAAAAUGCCAUAAGUACAGAUGUCUACAUAAAAACAGAACUUAUGCACGAGAAUUGCUAUACCAUAAAAUAAUUUCAAUCAGAGACAAACUCGAAAAUAAGAUCAUCAAUCAAAUUGAAAAGGAAAAACGAAGAAUCUUAAAACCAACGGAUAAAGAAAAGAGAGAAUCAAUAAAUUACAAAAAAAGAAGAUCAGAAAUAAAAAAUAAUCGACAAAAAUGUAUACUAUAUGAAGAUGACAUUGGUUGA
This is a messenger RNA of Plasmodium gonderi, 588 nucleotides long. RefSeq lists its product as hypothetical. The transcript has 4 exons. The coding region runs from base 1 to 588 and encodes 195 amino acids. Gene Ontology annotation, cellular component: mitochondrion. Gene Ontology annotation, biological process: translational termination. The record is from RefSeq and is a predicted model, not a curated record. Lineage: Eukaryota; Apicomplexa; Aconoidasida; Haemosporida; Plasmodiidae. Gene Ontology annotation, molecular function: translation release factor activity.